AUGUCUUCAAUCAAGGCACUCUUGGCACUGAACACUUCCCCCGCAUCUUCUCACAAGAAACGAGCCGCCGUGGCCACAGUGGCCUUGCCGUUUUUCUCCUCGCCAAGGCCGACCUUCGUUUCGGCACCCGGUGCGAGCUUCCCGUCCCCACUGGGGCUGAAGACCAUCGACUCCCCCGUGGCGCGCGAGGUUAAAUGGAAAUGGGUCGAGCCGACGGUGCCAGAGGAGCUCGUCGACCAGGCCAAGGAUGAGGGCUUCCGGCAACUCGGCGAAGACAAAGCAUUUGUGUGCCCACGCUCUUCAACCAAGGUGCUUGCGGUAAGCUCUCACGAGGGAUCGAAGUAG
Molecule: messenger RNA, 345 nt
Organism: Symbiodinium sp. CCMP2456
Lineage: Eukaryota; Dinophyceae; Suessiales; Symbiodiniaceae
Source: the annotation of a GenBank genome assembly